Besnoitia besnoiti is the source of this 579-nucleotide messenger RNA. RefSeq names its product putative troponin c, isotype gamma. Gene Ontology annotation, molecular function: calcium ion binding. The coding region runs from base 1 to 579 and encodes 192 amino acids. The transcript has 5 exons. Gene Ontology annotation, cellular component: myosin II complex. Lineage: Eukaryota; Apicomplexa; Conoidasida; Eucoccidiorida; Sarcocystidae. The record is from RefSeq and is a predicted model, not a curated record.
AUGUUUGUCGCGCCCUUCAAUCUCUCGCGGCAGCGGCGCGUCGAGCUCAGACAGGCCUUCGACGACUUGGACACCAAGAAAAUUGGCUACCUGAGCUUGGAACGCUUUGUCUUCUUGCUGAAGUCUAUCGGCGUGAACAUAUCAAAGCGCGAUUUGCUCGCCGUCACAGCAGAGAAUCAAGAAAGAGGAGACUUUUCCUUCGAGGAUUUGCUGCUCGUUGCUCAAGUCGUGUACAAUGAUGUCGCGAUCGAGCGCGGCCUGCUGAAAGCUCUCAGACAGAUUUGCCCCAAGGGCGCCAAGGCCAUCCCGACAGCGACCUUGCGGGAGUAUCUUUUGAAACUCGGCAUGGGUGUCAAACUAAGCGAAGAAGAGGUUGACAUGUUUCUGCGGAUCGAGUGUGACCCGGAGAUGAAGGGAUUUGUCGACUUCGAGACGUUCAUCUACAGGUUGGUGGCCGCCCAUGUGCAGCGAGGCAGGCGAGGGAAAGCGGGCUGGUCCUGCGCGACUAGACGCCGCGGCGUGGCUUCAUGGAGUGUCCGCGGCCACUGGUACCGUUCCUCCUACGGCAGCAGCACCUGA